This is a messenger RNA of Pelmatolapia mariae (spotted tilapia), 1080 nucleotides long. RefSeq names its product guanine nucleotide-binding protein subunit alpha-14-like. Gene Ontology annotation, biological process: adenylate cyclase-modulating G protein-coupled receptor signaling pathway; action potential; phospholipase C-activating dopamine receptor signaling pathway. The record is from RefSeq and is a predicted model, not a curated record. Gene Ontology annotation, molecular function: G protein-coupled receptor binding; guanyl nucleotide binding; GTPase activity. Bases 4 to 1080 code for a protein of 358 amino acids. Gene Ontology annotation, cellular component: heterotrimeric G-protein complex. The transcript is spliced from 7 exons. NCBI's taxonomy places the organism in Eukaryota, Metazoa, Chordata, Actinopteri, Cichliformes, Cichlidae.
GCGAUGGCUGGAUGCUGUGUUUCAGCGGAGGAGAGAGAGAACCAGAGGAUCAACGAGGAGAUUGAGAAGCAGCUGCGGAGGGACAAGGAGGACUCUCGCAGGGAGUACAAGUUGCUGCUUUUAGGCACUGGAGAGAGUGGAAAGAGCACCUUUAUCAAACAAAUGAGGAUUAUCCAUGGAGGAGGAUAUACAGACGAGGACAAGAGGAGCUAUGCCAAGCUGGUGUACCAGAACAUCUACACGUCCAUGCAGACAAUGGUCCGAGCUAUGGAGACUCUUGGUAUAUCUUUCACUGAUCCCCAGAACCAGAGCCAUGCCAGCGCAGUCCUGGAGGUGGAGGUGGAUAAGGUGGAGGACUUAGAUAGCAACCUCGCCAUGGCUGUCAAGAGUCUGUGGAACGAUCCUGGAAUACAGGAGUGCUAUGAUCGGCGCAGGGAGUACCAGCUGUCUGACUCCACCAAAUACUAUCUCACAGCUCUGGAUCGGAUUUCACAGCCCUCAUACAUACCCAACCUUGACGACAUCCUCAGAGUCCGAGUCCCAACCACUGGUAUCAUUGAAUACCCCUUUGACAUGUUGUCUAAGGAUCAGAAUGUCAUUUUCAGGAUGGUUGAUGUGGGUGGUCAAAGAUCAGAGCGGAGAAAGUGGAUCCACUGCUUUGAGAACGUCACCUCCAUCAUUUUUUUGGUGGCACUCAGCGAAUAUGAUCAGGUCCUGGCUGAGUGCGACAAUGAGAACCGCAUGGAGGAGAGCAAAGCCCUGUUCAAGACCAUCAUCACCUACCCCUGGUUCCAGCGCUCAUCUGUCAUACUUUUCCUCAACAAGACCGACAUCCUCAAGGAGAAGAUCAUGUACUCUCACUUAUCCACCUACUUCCCUGAAUUCACAGGACCUCAGCAGGAUCAAGUAGCAGCUCAGGAAUUCAUCCUGAAAAUGUACCAAGAACAAAACCCGGACAAGGACAAGACGUUGUAUUCUCACUUCACCUGCGCCACAGACACAGAAAACAUCCGCUUAAUCUUCAAGGACGUGAAAACAACCAUCCUCAGGCACAUCCUCGGGGACUUCAACCUGGUGUAG